AUGGACUCGCCACGAGAGACCGACGUUGUUUACGAGGAAAAGACACAUGGAGCCCCAUCUAUCAACAAGGCUUCCGAAUCCCUUGAUUCCAAAGAUGUCCAGAAUGACAAGUUCGGAAAGGCGCCUUACGAAAGCGAGAUUUUCUCUCAAACGGAUGAAGAAGCACGCGGGGGGAUAGUGAAUGCGCUCGAGACUGCGGAAGAUAUUGUUACUGCUGUCAUUAAUGUCGAAGAUGACCCAACUUUGAACCCUUGGACGUUCCGCAUGUUUUUCAUUGGUAUGGGUCUGUCGGCUUUCGGAGCUGUACUCCAAGAAAUUUUCUACUUCAAGCCUCAAGUCAUUUAUGUAUCAGUCAUGUUCUUAACUGUCAUCGCAUAUGCCAUUGGAAUAUUCAUGGCUUUUGCCAUUCCAAGACGGGGUGCAGUCGGUCGAUUCCUUAAUCCUGGUCCAUUCAAUCAAAAGGAACAUGCUGCCGCUGUCAUAAUGGCAUCGGCCGCUGCAGUUUCGGCUCUAUCAACAGAAGCACUUGCAGCACAAAAGCUUUGGUACGGAGGAUACCCCAGUCAAGCUGCUGGUGUAUUCUUGACUUUAGCCUCACAAUUGAUUGGAUAUGGCAUUGCAGGUAUGAUGAGGAGUAGUCUUCUGUGGCCUACGAAGAUGCUUUAUCCAGCAAACCUUCCUGUUACUACUGUUUUGGAAACUUUACAUAAGGAGAAAGCAACCAACCAGAAGAGAAUGAAGAUUUUCUGGCUUAUUUUCUUCGCUCUAUUGGUUUGGGAGUUGCUUCCCGAGUACAUUUUCCCUCUUCUUAUUGGUGUUUCAAUUUUCUGUCUUGCAGACCAACACAACCUUGUCUUCACCAAUCUUUUCGGAGGUGCAAACGGAAACGAGGGUGUUGGUUUCCUGUCUCUUUCCUUCGACUGGAAUUAUGUCGCUAGUUUUGGAUCCCCGCUAUGGCUGCCCCUUCAAACCCUGGUAAACAGCUUCGUCGGUACUCUCGGCUGCAUUAUUCUCUUCAUGGCCGUGUACUAUGGUAACAUUUGGAGAGCGCAAGAUUUCCCAUUCUUGUCUCAACAGUUGUUCAAUGGCGAUUCUAACUCCACAUACUAUGAUACCUUCAAUGAGACGACAAUCCUCAACGACGAUUUCACCGUGAAUGAGGAGGCUCUUGAAGCUGGAGGUAUUCCUUACAUGGCUUCCACUUACAUUGUCUACCUCAUCACAUCCAAUAUGGGGUUUACUGCUAAUUUUGUCCACAUGUUCCUUUGGAAUUAUGAUGACAUUAAAGCUGGAUGGGCUUGGGCCAACAAAGCUACGCUCAAGAAGAUGCUUACCCCAUCUCAUUAUAUAUUCUGGAAAGGCAAUAGUGGCACACGUAGCGAAGAAGAAAAGCAAGCUAUGAGAAACGACCCCAACAUUGAUCCACAUUACAAAGUUAUGUUGGAUUACGAUGAAGUCCCCGAUCUGUGGUACUUCUUAGCAUUCUUGGCAAGCUUCAUCACUUCAAUGGCUUGUCUUUAUGCUAUGAAGUCAACUCUUCCAUGGUGGGGUUUGAUUGUGGCUAUGCUUUUUUUGGUGCUUUUCAUGUUGUUCUUUGGCGCUCAGUAUGCCAUUACUGGUUUUCAAUUCAAUAUCGAACCUGUUGCUCAAACCCUUGCUGGAUAUUUAUUCCCUGGAGCUCCCCUUGCAAAUAUGUAUUUCACAACCUUCACCUACAAUGCUCUUCAACAAGGGCAGUAUCUUCUCCGAGAUUUGAAACUUGCUCAACAAAACAAGCUUUCUCCAAAAGUCACUUACACAACCCAGAUUAUCGGGUGUAUCUUUGGUGCUUGUCUCAAUUAUGUUAUGAUGAUCACCAUCGUCAAGAAUCAAACUCCAAAACUUCUCACCAUUGAAGGAACACCAAUUUGGUCAGGAGCCAACGUCCAGUCAUUCAACUCACUCGCAAUAGCCUGGGCUAUUGCUCCAAAGAUGUUCUCUAUCGGUGCUCGCUACCAAUGGGUAACCAUCGCAUAUCUCCUCGGAUUCCUCGUCCCCGUACCCUUCUGGAUUAUGCACCGAUAUUUCCCUCAUCAACGUAUCUGGUCUUACCUCAACCUCUCAAUCAUCCUUUGGUAUUUCGGAUACCUUUGCGUCGGUAUCAACGCCAGUGUCUUCAUGUACUAUUACAUCGGAGCAUUCGGCCAAUUCUACCUCCGCAAAUGGAGACCAAAGUUUUUCGUCAAGUGGAAUUACUUGGUCUCUGCCGGUCUUGACGGUGGAACCCAAGUCAUGGUAUUUUUACUCACUUUCGCUGUUGCAGGAGGAAGUGGAGUUAGCAGACCAUUUCCAACUUGGGCUGGAAAUCCCGCAAGCGGUAAUGUGGACAAAUGUAUGUAUAAUGAGGCUAAUGGAUAA
Molecule: messenger RNA, 2397 nt
Organism: Sclerotinia sclerotiorum 1980 UF-70
Lineage: Eukaryota; Fungi; Ascomycota; Leotiomycetes; Helotiales; Sclerotiniaceae
Exons: 6
Coding region: 1-2397 (798 amino acids)
Biological process (GO): transmembrane transport
Molecular function (GO): oligopeptide transmembrane transporter activity
Source: RefSeq, a predicted model, not a curated record